Molecule: messenger RNA, 1257 nt
Organism: Leptomonas pyrrhocoris
Lineage: Eukaryota; Euglenozoa; Kinetoplastea; Trypanosomatida; Trypanosomatidae
Exons: 1
Coding region: 406-1257 (283 amino acids)
Source: RefSeq, a predicted model, not a curated record
GAAUUUUUGUUUCCCCUUCACAUCAACAGCACCGCCGCGUGUUGUCUGCUUCUGCUUGUGUAUCUUUUUUUUCCUUUUCCUGUCCUUUAGACGCAUAACGCCGUCCCGGUCUGGCGGAAGUACGUUGCUGUUUGCACGACGUAGUUGAUCGAUUCACCGGUACUCUUUAUUCCGCGGAGCUGUGGCGUGUGUGUGUGUGUGUGUCUUCACGAGUGUUGAGCAGCAGUUGGUCACUAUCAUUGUUAUUUGAUGAUGAUGAUUAUUAUUAAUCCUAACCCAAUCAAAACACGCACAUACAAACAAAAUCCCAACUUCCUUUCUGCUUUGCCGAAUUAGGCUACGUCGCACGCGUACACCAACACGCACCGCAAUAAUAAUCAGUAUCACAUACAGAUCAUCAGAGGAAUGUCUGCGUUGUCUACGCGCCUGGUCAAGCAACUCCUGCGGCUCCGUGACCGCGAGCUGGAGCUUGAAAGCAAGCAGCACGAACUAGACAACAAGGUGCGCCAGGAGGCUGAACUGCAGAAGGAGCUAGAAGCGCAAAAGGAGAAGCUCGCCAAGGUGAAGAGCGUGCAAGUCACCCUUGAAAAGAUGAACGAAGAGUCGGAAGCGGAGUACAAGGCGGUGCAGGAGCGGGACGUGGAGCAGCGCAAGCAAAUGUCGGAGGAACUGAAGAAGAAAAUUGCAGAAGCGGACGAUCUGUCGAAGGACCUGGCGCAGCGCGAGCAGCGGGCGACGUCGCGUAAGGAACUCCUUCUUCGACAGCAAGAGAUCUACGACUCGCAUUCCAACUCUGGCAAGGAAAAGUUUGAGGAACUGGUGGCAAAGCGCGAGCUAGAGACGGCGGGAUUGAUGGAGAAGACGGAGGAAAACGUUCGCCGUGCACCGGAGCUGCGGGUGCUGCUGGCGAGCGAGACGGACGAACUCGCCAAGGCCAAAAAAGAGCAAGAGGCGCUGAAGGCGAAGGUCGACGACUACCUUGCGCGCUUUAACGAGAUUCAAUCACAGCUGAGCGCCGCUAAGGUGGUGUAUGAGGCAGCGGCGUCAAGCAAAGAUCGCAACAUUCGCGCGUUGAAGGCGCUGGAGAGUGACUUGGAGAUGCUGCGACGCCGUGCUGCAACGAGCAAGGCAGAUCGAGACAAGGAGCGGGCGAAGGUGUCGGCACUUGAGGAGACGAUGGAGGUGCUUCGUGGGCAGGCUCUUCGGUUUGACAACGUUGCGAAGAUGCUGGAAGGGACUGAGGAGACAACAGCGUGA